Molecule: messenger RNA, 1051 nt
Organism: Phalaenopsis equestris
Lineage: Eukaryota; Viridiplantae; Streptophyta; Magnoliopsida; Asparagales; Orchidaceae
Product: nucleolar protein 58-like
Exons: 4
Coding region: 88-810 (240 amino acids)
Source: RefSeq, a predicted model, not a curated record
AACGUCUGCAACUAUAAAUAUCCAUAAAUGGAGAAGAAAAACUCAGAAAAAAAUAUUAAGCCAUAGAAACUACAUUAAUUGGUCGCCAUGGCUGCGGAAGUUGGUGGAUGGGAGGAGGUGCAGAGAGCAGACGCUUACGAGAAGCAGGAUGUUGCUUCAAACACUGAAAGCGAAGGAUUGGGCCCUGUUUCAAGAGAAUCCAAAGAGAAAAUGGAGGGUAAAGUGAAGUAUAAUGGAGAGGAAAAGCAACAGGACGCCUCUGCUGUUGUUGGAGAUGAUGAAGGAGAUGAAGAGCUUCAUUGCCGUCAUCACAGUUCUGAUUCCGACACCAAAUCCAACGGCUCUGGAAAUAACUCCGACAAUAGCUCUAAAUCAGCCCCUCAGUGUAAUUCUAAGGAGAAAGCUAUGAAGAAGAAACAGAAGAGAAGGUCUCUGAAAGGGAGAUCAAAGAAGAAAACAACUGAACCGAAAGAUGAAGACGAGCUUCAAUACCAGAGCGGUGAUUCAAACAACAAUAAUUCUGGUGCUGAUUCUGAUAAUAGUACUAAAUCCAACUCUAGCUCUAAAUCUAACUCUGGUACCAAGUCUGGCUCAAACUCGGGAAACGAGAAAAAGAAAGAAAAAAAGGCUAACUCGGAGCAAAAGAAAGAUGAGGCCAUUAAUAAACAGAAGGAAGAAUCUGGGCAAGAUAAAAAGCUCACAGAGGUUGCUGAUGAAAUCAAAGCGGAGGAAGAAAGCAAUAGUGAUAAGACAGCAUCAAAGGAAAAGAAGGGAAUAAUUGGAAGGAUCAUGGAGAAAUUGCCGGUUUAAUUGCACAAAUAACAACUGAUUACAGCAGAAGAAGCAUGAAAUUUCUGCUGGCUUUGUUUAAAUAAAUGUGAUGAUAUAAUAAUAUGGGAUGUUCUCAAGUCAUUGAAUAUGUUGGUAUAAGAAUCAUGUGCAACGGUGAAGAAUCUCGUGCACUAAGUAUAAGAGGCCUUCAAAGCCAUAUUAUUACAUAAUCAAUGUAAAUAAAUCAUUGCAUAAAUGAAAUUAUGAAAUUUUACAGUUU